Misgurnus anguillicaudatus (oriental weatherfish) is the source of this 4829-nucleotide messenger RNA. RefSeq names its product connector enhancer of kinase suppressor of Ras 2b (gene cnksr2b). Gene Ontology annotation, cellular component: membrane; cytoplasm. Gene Ontology annotation, biological process: regulation of signal transduction. Gene Ontology annotation, molecular function: protein binding. The record is from RefSeq and is a predicted model, not a curated record. Lineage: Eukaryota; Metazoa; Chordata; Actinopteri; Cypriniformes; Cobitidae.
CGAGAAUGCACGAGGCGCGAGUCAUACGAGUGCGCGAGAGGGGCGCGCGUGCAUACUACUGUUUACUGAUAACGGCUCGCGACGAAAGAGCUGCAUAAAAUCUCCUGCGCAUCAGGGAUGAAAAAGAUGUAUGACUAAAUAUGAAGAAAAAGGAUGCAUAAUGCGCCGCAGUAGACCCGGGCAUAUAUAACAAUAUUCUUGCAGUUGACUACUGCGAAGGAAUGCAGUCAUGAUGAUGAGAAAUGCAUUGGACUUGAUAAACCACCAGCGCUUCGUUUGCAAGAACCGCUUCGGAAUUUGCGAUGUAAACAUGAUAAACAGGCAGAGAUCUCUCUGAGAGCAUCUCUGAUACUGGGCUGUGCUGAAGAGCAUCUUUGUUUGGUACCGAUCGCCCAAACUUCCACAAUGGCUCUGGUCAUGGAACCAGUAAGCAGGUGGUCGACAAACCAGGUAGUCGAUUGGAUGAAAGGUUUGGAUGACUGUCUUCAGCAGUAUAUUAAGAACUUUGAGCAGGAGAAGGUGGGAGGGGAACAGCUUUUGAGAAUCACUCACCAGGAGCUUGAGGACCUAGGUGUUUCUCGAAUCGGCCACCAGGAACUCAUUUUGGAGGCAGUGGAUCUGCUCUGUGCACUGAACUACGGGUUAGAAACGGAGAACCUGAAGACCCUCACCCAUAAGCUAAAUGCAUCGGCCAAGAACCUGCAGAACUUCAUAACAGGUCGGCGGAGGGGAGGUCACUACGACGGCAGAGCCACCCGAAAACUUCCAAACGACUUUCUGACGUCUGUAGUGGACCUCAUCGCUGCCGCCAAGGGCCUGCUGGCGUGGCUGGAUAGGUGUUACUUCUUCAUCAGGUCUCCGUUUGCUGCUGUAGCAGAUUACUCCAUGACCAGAAAUAAUGUCAUUCAGCUGUGUCUGGAGCUCACCACAAUAGUUCAGCAGGAUGGCACUGUAUAUGAGACAGAAAAUAAGAUACUGCAUGUGUGUAAGACACUGUCAGGAGUGUGUGAACACAUCAUUUCUCUCUCUUCGGACCCUACGGUGUCCCAGGCCGCCCAUUUGGAAAUGGUGCAGCUGGAUAAUAUAAGGUCCACUGAUGGAUUGGGUAUGUACAUCAAGUCGACCUAUGAUGGCCUACAUGUCAUCACGGGCACGACGGAGGGAUCUGUAGCUGAUCGCUGUAAAAAAAUACAUGCUGGUGAUGAGGUCAUACAAGUCAAUCAUCAGACAGUGGUGGGCUGGCAGCUGAAGAACCUGGUAAACUCCUUACGUAGUAAUCCUGCCGGCGUGAACCUUACAUUGAAGAAACGACCUCAGAGCACUCUCACGUCAGCCCCUGCCUUACUGAAGAACAUGAGAUGGAAACCCCUCGCCCUGCAGCCCAUCAUCCCUCCAAGCCCCAGCAGCAGUGGGGCCACACCCUCCAGCACCCUCAGCACCCCGUCCAGGCGAGACAGCUGUGCCCUUCAGGAUCUCUAUAUCCCCCCUCCACCAGAUGAGCCAUACACACCAAGCCAUAGAUGCUGGAAUGGUGUAAAGGAUAAAGAAGGAAAUUCAAGAGAAGACGUUGCGAAUUUGCCUGACAAUGGCCAGCAUGCUGCUAAAGGUUCUGAGUCGCCCAACUCCUUCCUGGAUCAGGAAUGCCGGAGACAUUUUCCUCAUCUGGAUGAGGAUGCGGUCCUGUACUGUUAUGAGUAUGAUCAGAAUCAAGGACCCCCACCUGUUCGCAGAGACAGCACACCUACAUACGGACGGUUAAGGCCUAUUUCUAUGCCUGUGGAGUAUAAUUGGGUUGGAGACUAUGAAGACCCAGCCAAGCUAAAAAAAGAGAUCAGAAGAGAAAAUUCUCUGAUGAGAUAUAUGAGUGAAGAAAAGGCGGGGUCAGAAGAGUACCACACAGGACAUCGCAGCAGUAGGCGGAGUAAAAGGAAGAGUGAGAAAGGUUGUAGCCCCGCCCACUAUGCUUUACUCCCUGCCCUGCAGAUGGAUAUGCUGCAACAGGACUCUUUGACCACACCCACAUCUGAAACCUCUUCUGUCUAUCUUACAUUCGAUCGAACAUCAAUGCUCUCCCGGUCGAAGAAAGCUAAGUUAAGAGUUGGCUCGCUGCCCUCCAUCAGUAAGCGCCGAAUCUCCUGCAGGGACCUGGGUCAGGGUGACUGUGAGGGCUGGCUGUGGAAAAAGAAGGAUGCAAAGAGCUACUUUUCACAGAAAUGGAAGAAGUACUGGGUCGUGCUGAAAGAUGCAUGCUUGUACUGGUACACAAACGAAGAGGAUGAGAAGGCAGAGGGGUUCGUAAGCCUACCUGAGUUUAACAUUGACCAAGCCAGUGAAUGUCGCAGAAAGUUUGCUUUUAAAGCUUGCCAUCCUAAGAUCAAGAGCUUCUACUUUGCUGCGGACAAUGUGGAUGAUAUGAAUAGGUGGCUCAGUCGUCUGAACAUGGCGGCGACGGCUCACAUAGAGCAGAAGAGGAUUCGACAGGAUCAUGAUUACUGGAGUGAAAGCGACCACGAGGAUGCUGAUCACAUGACUUCAGUUAUCAAACAGGACAGCCCUCCACCUCCUUAUGACACUUACCCACAUUCUGCCUCUCCAAGUCCAUACCAGGAGCCCAAAUACAUCCGGCCACCCUCCACAGAGACCGUCCAAUCCCGAUCCCCACACUCCGAGAAACAAGGCGGCAGCGUAAGUAGUGCCAGCUCACCGGGUCGCAAGUCUGCCAGUCAGCGCCGAUCGUGGCAGGACCUCAUCGAGACCCCGCUCACCAGCUCCGGCCUUCAUUUCCUGCAGACUCUGCCUCUGGACGACUCCGUGUUCAUCGAUCCCAACCAACCCAUGCCUGUAGAAAUCCACCGUCAGUCGACACUCCCCGCCCAUCACGGAUUACCACCAGAGCGCUUCGUCCUGCCCACUACACCCACCCAGCCCAGUCAGAAACCUAUCACAGCCUUAGGAGGAGAUAGGUUUGGAGGAGGUGGAGGCAAGCAUCGCAGUUUCACCUUACCUCGUGAUAGUGGUCUUCAUGCUAUUCUCGCCGCUACAUGUGCAGCCGAACAAGCAGACGCGCAGCACUACCAGCUGGGCCGGUCCCAUUCCAAAAGAGAGACAGGUUCAGAGCGGCAGCGCAGGCACCAGGCUGACUCAUUGGUGGAUUUGUACAGGGCUCUGGAGAGGACUAGUCUAUCGCCUGUCAAUGAGCACAUGUCUGCUUCUCGCUUAGAGUACAAACGAUCAUUCGUCCGUCGGUGCAACGAUCCAUUACUCAAUGAGAAACUGCACCGCCUGAGGAUCCUUCAAAACUCAUUCAAGGACAUUCCUCUUCAAGAGGCAGAGACAAAGAUAAUUCAUCGGGACGUGUAGCUUACAGAGAGUUACAGCAAAAGAGCACAGCAGGGCACCGGUCCUUUCAGCCAAAACUGCUAAAAACAUCUAAUACACUACUCUUCUUCACCUUAGGCCCUGUUUACACCUGGUAUUAAGAUGUGGUUUGGUCGAUCAGAUCACAAGUGGAUGACACUAAAGGGGGUUUAAAUGGGAUCUAAAACUUUUUAAGCUUGUCAACAUUUAGAGGUAGUCGAAAACGCAUUUGAACAGAUUCCUUUUCUGGUGUAGAUGUGUGCAUGGGGUCACAUGUGUUCGAGGACCCACAAAAGACCGCCUCUCCACCUCUUUCAUUUAUGUUUCAUUUUGCGAAAAGGUUUUUCGUCCAUUACUCUGAAAUAUCUGAGAGAGCGCUUCCAUGUACAAAACUUUGUUUAGCAUGUUUACUAACAAAACAAGUAGUGGUACUUUGACAUAAUAUUAGUGUGCAUCAAUUUAACCAAUCAUUUCUCUCACAUGUGUUUUAAUGACUCGCCCAUAGGCCAUCCCCUCGAAAAUAAUCAGAACAGAAGCGGUCGAAAGUUUACAAAAGAGACGAUUAAAACACCAGGUGUGAACUUGAAUGUGUCUCAUCGUCCACUUGUGAUUCGAUCAUCAACCAAAAUUGCAUCUUAAUACCAGGUGUAAACAGGGCCUUUCUUCUUUCACCAAAUUUCUACUUAUUUCUACGUUUUCUCUGUUUCAGCAUUUGAAAAUUCUGAUAUUUUUCUCUGUUUUCUUAUUGCACAUGCUAACAUUGGCAUUAUUUUGUUUGUGCAGUCGUGUGUCGAACUGCUGAAUUAUGUGUUUUAAUAUUGACUUUCACCCAGGGUCAAAAAAACUGCACUUCCAAUGAACUCUACUUUAAUGUAGUGUCUCAUAACAUACAGGGAAAGAAUCAAACUACUGAUAUAAAUUGCUUUGUAAUUCGGACUUGCAUGGCCAUUGUCUGGUUAAUAGAUUUUCUAUAUGUGAUGUUUGUUUUAAUGGUCUCUCAACUGACUGAGAGUGUUAGUUCUGAGUUCGUUGAAACUAACAUUUGUCAAUGGUAAAUAUUAUUAUGACUGAAAGAGAAGAACUGACAGGAUACAGUAAUUGUGUGUCUGUGUGUUGAAAGCAGUGUUUCGUUGUAUAGAAUUUAUGUUGUAAUAUUCUGACCGUUUGCACCCCAGCUAUGGAAAUACCCUUUGUUGAGCAGCAAGGUACUUGCAAUAAUGUUGAACUAAAAUGAUUAAUUGGUUUAACACUGUCUAUUUUUGUAAGCAUGAUAUUUAUUGAGAUGUUUGUACAUUGUUUUGUAUUCUGGAUUAUGUGUUAUCUUAAGAUAACUGCAAGUGUAAAUCCUUUAAUGUGUUCCUAAAAGAUCUUUAACAAAAUGAAACUUUCAUGUGAAAACAAAACACCAGUGUUCUAGUAUCUCCAGAAAGUAAUUUUAUCAAUAAACUGUUUGAUGUUUUGACAUUUUAAAA